AUGGCCGACCUCGACACCACCGACCUCAAUGCGCAAAUAGCAAGACUUCAGGAAGAGCGCGCCAAGCGUAUGGCGAAGGCCGAGGCGGAGCAGCGGCGUGCUGAGGCGUCCGCGGCCAAGGUCCUGAUCGGCGCGACGCCAACGAAGGCCCCGAAGAAUGACCACGUCGACCUCCUGCAGGCGCCUAAGAAGUCGACUGUGCUGGAGAGGCUCGCCGCGCGCAAGGCCAUGUCCGACAAGCUCCCAUCGCUUCCCUCUGUGGAGCGCAGCACAUCGUUCAAGGACCGAGUAGCGUCGCGUGAGGGAUCAAGAUCUGCUACGCCCGUGGGCGCCCCGUCCAAGUCCAUCAGCCCCGGCGGCGAUGACCUCGAGAUUGUGCGCACGGGGACGGAGCGAGCCGAAGACCUCACGCUCGACCAUGAACUCGAACUUGGGCCGCGCGAGUUUGGAAAGGACCCCGAGGGCGAAGAAGUCUGGCGUGCCCUGGAACCCAACUCCGGCAUCCGCCUGUCGAAACGUGUGCUCCCGCACGAGGACGUGCAGGAUCUGAUCCGCGGCCGAUUCUUCCUGCGCCCGCCCCAGGUCUACUCUAUCGCACGCCUGUCGCGAGACGGUGCGACUUAUGACAUUCCGGUCGAGGGUGACUGGGUCACCAUCGCUGUCGUCGCAGAACGUGGCGACAUCCGCGUCAGCGGAACGCGCAACGUAAAGAGCGACGACGAGGACGAUGAUGACGACGGCAGUGACGGAGAUGGCCGACAACCGCAACAUCAGAAGCGGAAGAAGCAAGGCAAGCAGGGGAAGGAGAACAAGAAGAGAAAGCCUCGCAAGUACAUCAACCUGAAGCUUGUCGCCCUCCCUCCUCGCAAUAAGACCCUCGGAUCAAACACCAUUUCCGGCGAUGCGCACCUUCAGUUACUGCUGUUCGAAUCCGAUAGCAUUGUCAACGGAACGGACGACGAGGGCAAUGAGACAAGGAGCUAUCGCGGGGGCUCGGGCGGUGCUUACGAGAAAUGGUGCAACCUCGGUGUUGGAAGCGUAAUCGCGCUCCUGAACCCGCGAGUUCUCCGCCCACUCAAAGCCGGCGGCACCCCACACCCCUUGACCCUGCCUCUAGCGCUGAAUCCCGCAUCCGCCGACUGCAUCAGCUACAUCGGGCAAGCGAUGGACAUGGGCCGCUGCACUGCUAACCAGAGAGACGGGUCUCGGUGCCGUACGUGGAUCGACCUGCGCCUCGGUCAGGUGUGCGAGUACCAUAUACAUGCCGCGGUGAAGCGGGGUCGGAGUGGGCGCGGCGCGCUAGCGGGUGCCACGACGGCUUUCGAGCUCACGGAUCGACCGAUGAUGGGCCGCCGCGGUGGAUUCGGCAACGCCAAUUUGGACAAGUACGACCCGUCUCGUAAGACGGGACUGCUUCCGAGGGACGGCGCGCGAGCCGCCCCAAGAGGAGCCGAGAACGGCGGCGGUGGUGCCACAUACAUUGUCGGCAGCGGUGUCGCCCGAAUCGGCAGGACAGACGGCGCGCUUGCCCCAAUUGGCGACCCCGACCUCGCGAACAAGCUUGGCCGCAACACGGCUAUGAAGCGCAAGCGCAAGAUGGAAGUGGCAGAGGCAGAGGCUGCCCUAUCGCGGAUGUUCGAGAAGAACGGCGACGGCACCAGCGCAGGUGCCAAGUACCUGCAAGCAUUGGGCAAAGCGCCGACAAACGAGAAGGAGCCCGGCUGGGAGGAGAAGACCAAGCGCGUCUACUCUGCGCAGGCGAUCAAGAACAUUGGCUUCGACCCAACCGGCAGAAGAAAUGAGAACGCCGAAAAGAGGCUCGCAUCGCUUGCAUCUCUUCGAGGUGCUUCCAACCCGAAAAUUGGUCGUGGACCGGGGCCAAAAAGGCUGUCCAACGUUGUCGUUCCUGUCCAAGCGCAAGCAGCACCGAAGGCACCCAGGCAGGAUGACGAGGAGGACAUGAUAGACCUAGACUAA
Messenger RNA from Trichosporon asahii var. asahii CBS 2479, 1977 nucleotides. RefSeq lists its product as uncharacterized. Gene Ontology annotation, cellular component: nucleus; replication fork protection complex. The transcript has 3 exons. Gene Ontology annotation, biological process: DNA replication initiation; DNA replication. Bases 1 to 1977 code for a protein of 658 amino acids. NCBI's taxonomy places the organism in Eukaryota, Fungi, Basidiomycota, Tremellomycetes, Trichosporonales, Trichosporonaceae. Gene Ontology annotation, molecular function: DNA replication origin binding; single-stranded DNA binding. The record is from RefSeq and is a predicted model, not a curated record.